UAGAGAUACGGCGAAAGUAAACCAAGCGAUGAUAAACAAGUUACUCAACUUGUUCUGUAGAGUCGCAUAAAUAUUAAAAGCUAUUAGAAAUUCGUUUUAAACUUAUCAGAAAUCUACAAGUACUUGCCAGAUUUUUUCGCAGUGCGUCUAAUCUCCGUACAAUAAGAACCAAUAAGAGUUCGCUGUAAUCAAAGCGUCGUUAUCUACGUAGUUAGUAUCAGUUGGUGUCUUGGUGUCAGUCAAUGUAUAUUGCUGACCGAACGUGUUGCCGACUCGAGCCGUGAAAUUUUUCAUCGAAAAAUGGUGUUUGCCAUUACCAGAGCCAGCUGUAUUUUUCUCCGUGCCGGCACGGGGCCUAAAAAUGGAUAUAAGAAUUUUAAACUCUCCAGGAUAUGCUCUGUGAAUUUCUCUAUAAAAACCGACGUUCCCGAGCCAGAGGAGGAGGCACCAAAGUUAAAACCACCGGUAGGUGAUGGAAAAGUAUUCAAAAGCGUCGAAGAGGCAAUAUCGGACAUGCCCGACGGUGCUAAACUAUUGGUUGGUGGAUUUGGACUUUGUGGCAUACCUGAGAACUUAAUUGCAGCUGUUUUGAAACGGGGUGCCAAAGAUUUAACUGUUGUUUCGAAUAAUGCAGGGGUUGAAGAUUUUGGAUUAGGUAUACUGUUAAAGGAACACAGGAUUAAAAGAAUGAUAGCUUCCUACGUUGGAGAGAAUCCUGAGUUCGAGAAGCAAUACCUUGCUGGCAAGCUCGAAGUCGAAUUAACUCCUCAAGGCACGCUUGCAGAACGUGUAAGAGCUGGUGGAGCUGGUAUCCCAGCCUUUUACACACCCACAGCUUAUGGAACCAUAGUUCAAGAAGGAAACGUAAUUGUGAAAUACGAUGAGAACGGGAAUGCAGAGAUAUCUGGAGAACCGAGGAACGUGGCUCAGUUCAAUGGCAGAAAUUAUGUAAUGGAAACGGCGAUCACGGGAGAUUACGCUCUCGUGAAAGCUUGGAAAGCAGACAAGGCUGGGAACUUGGUGUUCAAUAAAUCAGCCAGGAAUUUUAAUCCUGUAAUGUGCAAGGCAGCUAAAAUUGCUAUUGCUGAAGUCGAGGAGAUCGUAGAGAAUGGACAACUGGACCCUGAUCACGUUCAUCUGCCAGGGAUCUUUGUCGAUAGAAUCGUCAAAGGUGUUUCGUACGAGAAACGUGUCGAGAAACGGUUCACGAAACAGAAUAUGAAGCCUAAGAAAGUGACGCCAGCCAGCAAAGCUAGGGACAGAAUCAUCAGGCGAGCAGCUUUGGAAUUCAAAGAUGGAAUGUAUGCCAAUUUGGGAAUCGGUAUUCCUAUGCUAGCCUGCAAUUACAUUCCCAAGAAUGUGAAAGUCAUAUUGCAAUCAGAAAAUGGUAUUUUGGGAUUGGGUCCAUUCCCAGACGAGUCAGAAGUCGAUCCAGAUUUAAUUAACGCCGGGAAGGAGACUGUUACCGUUCUCCCAGGAGCUUCAUUCUUCAGCAGUGACGACAGUUUCGCGAUGAUUCGAGGAGGUCACAUUAAUUUAACAAUGCUGGGAGCUAUGCAGGUAUCAGAGAACGGAGAUUUAGCAAAUUGGAUGAUACCAGGAACGAUGGUCAAAGGAAUGGGAGGAGCUAUGGACUUAGUUUCCGCCGCGAGUACAAAAGUUGUCGUUACUAUGGAACACAAAGCCAGAGAUGGAAGUCCUAAGAUUUUGAAAAGUUGCUCAUUACCCGUUACAGGUCAACAUUGCGUCGAUCUGAUAAUCACAGACUUGGCAGUGUUCGAGGUAGUCAGCGGAGAGGGACUUAAACUAAUUGAAAUCGCGCCUAACGUCGAUAUGAGUGAGAUCGUGAGCUCUACGGGCUGCGAAUUCGCGGUGGCCGAUGAUCUUAAAGAAAUGGGACAGGUGAACUUGGAAGACUGUCAGUAAAGGUUUAAGGAAGAUACUUAAAGCAACUUGUUUUCCAAUUGAACGGCAGACAGAGCAUUCUAUCUUUAAGCAAAGUUUGUCUACAAUUUCACGCGUUAGCUAGGUCCUAACAAAUUGAUGUAUAAUUUUGUAAUAUAUGAACUAAAGAAUAAACGCCCAUAAGAACAAA
Messenger RNA from Ceratina calcarata, 2095 nucleotides. It is a transcript of the gene SCOT, whose product is annotated as Succinyl-CoA:3-ketoacid CoA transferase. Gene Ontology annotation, biological process: ketone body catabolic process. Bases 301 to 1926 code for a protein of 541 amino acids. Gene Ontology annotation, molecular function: succinyl-CoA:3-oxo-acid CoA-transferase activity. Gene Ontology annotation, cellular component: mitochondrion. The transcript has 7 exons. Lineage: Eukaryota; Metazoa; Arthropoda; Insecta; Hymenoptera; Apidae. The record is from RefSeq and is a predicted model, not a curated record.